AUGGAGGUCAACCCAACCAAGGAGCAAGCUGUCGCCAGCAUCUUCACACCCCCACAGACUGCGCAUACCGGUCCCUUUGCACGGGUACUGGAUGUGUACACAGCAUUCCAAGACCGGAGAGAACUAUUAGGAUUGGCCAACCCCGGCACCGUUGAGGGAAUUGCGAGGGAAGUGCAGCGCGAUGUGUUCUUGAACAACUCGAGCUUCUCUGGCCUGCGCGCCGAGCUCACCAAGGCCUUCAGCGCCGCUCCUCUGUUCCAGGUUGCGCACUCGCUGUCUAUGGGAUCGCAGCUGCAGCCACCCUACUCAUACAUGGUCCUCUAUGGAUCACCAAGGGUGUUUAUGCAAGGUAGCCUCGACAACGACCUGCAAUUCUCUGGUCGCUUCAAUUGGCGAUGGACAUCUGCAUUCGUUACCAAGUCUGCUGUGCAGCUCACAUCGCAAGGCAACAUGGUCUCGCUCGAGAACGACUACACCGGUGCCGACUUCUCCGCCUCGCUCAAGGCUGUGAACCCUUCCCUACUCGAUGGUGGCGUAACUGGUAUGCUCAUGGCUAGCUACCUUCAGGCUGUCACGCCUAAAUUGUCGCUCGGCAUCGACGCCUUCUGGAGCCGUGCCGCCAUGGCAUACCCACCAGAGCUCAACGUCUCCUACGCAGCACGAUACAAGGCUGCAGACUGGAUGGCUUGCGGACAAAUCAUCCCCGACCGCGGCGUGUUGGAGGCCUCAUACUGGCGCAGGAUCACAGACAAGGUCGAGACGGGCAUCAACUGCAACCUUGCAUUUGCCGGAAUUGGACCCGGAGGACCAAUGGCUGGUCCACAGAAGGAGGGCAAUGUCACAAUUGGUGCCAAAUACGAUUUCCGUGCGUCAUCGUUCAGGGCGCAAAUCGACAACCAGGGCAAGGUCUCGUGCUUGUUGGAGAAGUUGAUUGCACCACCUAUCAGAGUCACCUACUCUGGUGAGAUCGACCACAAGCAGAACACCGCCAAGCUCGGUCUUGCCGUCGCGAUAGAAGCAGCCGACGAGGCAGUAAUGGAGCAACAAGAGCAGUCUGGCGCCGCCAUGUCCGCCGGUGCCAUCCCCUUCUAA
This is a messenger RNA of Parastagonospora nodorum SN15, 1092 nucleotides long. RefSeq lists its product as hypothetical. Gene Ontology annotation, molecular function: transmembrane protein transporter activity. Bases 1 to 1092 code for a protein of 363 amino acids. Gene Ontology annotation, cellular component: mitochondrial outer membrane translocase complex; mitochondrial outer membrane. NCBI's taxonomy places the organism in Eukaryota, Fungi, Ascomycota, Dothideomycetes, Pleosporales, Phaeosphaeriaceae. Gene Ontology annotation, biological process: protein import into mitochondrial matrix. The transcript has 3 exons. The record is from RefSeq and is a predicted model, not a curated record.